Messenger RNA from Aplosporella prunicola CBS 121167, 684 nucleotides. RefSeq lists its product as uncharacterized. Bases 1 to 684 code for a protein of 227 amino acids. The record is from RefSeq and is a predicted model, not a curated record. Lineage: Eukaryota; Fungi; Ascomycota; Dothideomycetes; Botryosphaeriales; Aplosporellaceae. The transcript has a single exon.
AUGGAGGUGAUGAUAACGACCUUCGAGUUCCAAUCAGCAUUCCGGAUCUGUGAAGGACUGGGAAACAUCUAUCCCAAGACCGGCGAGAACCGAGUAGAUGUGCUCUGGAAAACCAUGCUCGCUGGCGGGCGAGGGAACCAACUUCCGGAGCCAGGAGACCCGAAGAAGAUUUUCUUUGAUUGGACAGCUGUGAUGUUCAUGGUGUGUCUCCUCCAAAGAUGGGACCAAAAGGAAUCCGACGAUGACUUCCAAAAAGACAUGAUCGUCCUUGAAAAACUGGGUUCAAACGGCGCCCAACCUUUGCUGCCAACCAGAGACCAGAUUAAUGCCAGGGCUAAUAUCUGGACAGAGACUCAGCAAAUGCAUUUCAAAACGGAUGAUGAACGUUUGAAAUUUGCGCUAGAGGAUGGCGGUACUCCAAUUUUUGGACGUAUAUUGGCAAUGAAUGGGGGUGGAAGACGCCUUUACCGAACAGCCAAAGGUCUCUUCGGACUUGGGCCAGGAUCCGUGAAGAAGGACGAUGAAGUUUGGCUGAUCAAGGGCGCCAGAGUUCCCUUCAUACUGCGCGGUUGCCCAGGGAAGAAAGAUCACAGGCUUGUUGGCGAGACGUACAUUCAUGGGUAUAUGAAUGGCGAAAUGCUGGAUGCUGUCAGCGGAAAAAUCGUCCCCGUCGGGCUGAUCUGA